UUUUAUUUGUGAAUUGGUUGUUUUACAUUGUGCCCGUGAAAUUGAAAAAUACUCGAGUCCGUACGAUAGUAUUCAAAAAGAAAUUUGACUAGCCUAGACUCGAGUCUUCGGAUGAAUUCUAUGCAAAUCAUCAGAGCCGACGAAUUUUUUCAGAGAUUGGUGAAUUCGGUCCUUUUCCGAAAAUGGCUGUUGAUACAGAUUAUAGCAUGGAUGAAAUUUUUUCGGAAAUUGGUGAUGUUGGAUUAUUUCAAUUAUUUCUCAUUUGCAUUGUCAGCGUAAUGUACGGAUUAUAUAUAGUCAAUUACAUUUUCACUACGAAUUCGAUAGAGCACAGAUGCAAAAUUACCGAAUGUGAUGUGGGAGAUAAUAAUCGUAAGAUAAGUUUUGAUCAAGCGUGGCUUAAAUAUGCGAUUCCAUCAACGAAAAGUGGCUUUGAAAAGUGCGUUCGAUAUGCUCCCAUCAAUUCUGUAACAUCAAAUAAAUGUGAUGCCAAUAGUUUCAAUACAUCAAGGAUAAUUGGAUGUACGGAAUUUAUUUAUGCAACAGACGAGAUGAAUGUUCAAACCGAGUUGAAUAUCCAUUGUGACGAUAGCUACAAACUUGCAUUGAUUGGAUCGGCGAAUGGAAUUGGUCGCGUAAUAAGCAUGCCAUUAACUGGCAUCCUCACAGACAAAUUUGGAAGGCUACGAGUUGUGGUGAUAAGCGUAUUAUGCUCCAGUAUAUUUGGCCUACUAAAGUCAUUUUCGUUUGAUUAUGGAACUUAUAUUGUGCUCGAAUUUUUCGAAUCAAUAGCAGGCGCCUGCAUAUUUAAUGGUAGUUACGUACUCGUAAUGGAAUCUAUUAAUUCAAAAUAUAGGGCAACGGGUACAACGCUCAUUGCCACUUCGUGUGCUCUCGGUGAAAUGCUUUUGGGCGUUUUCGCGAUGUAUAUUCAUAAUUUCCGUUAUUUAAUUCGUGUAAUUUAUGCACCUGGACUACUUGUGGUCUUCUACUUUUGGCUGGUGCCGGAAAGUAUUAGAUGGCUUUUGGUUACUGGCCGAAUUGAUCGUGCAAUCAAAACUCUACAGCGAAUUGCCAAAAGAAAUGGAAAAACAUUGAGUGAUCAGAAAAUCGAUGCAUUGUGUUUGCAAUAUUCCACAGUGAAUGCUAAAAACCACAACGCAAAAAGGACCAAGAACACAGUGAAAAAUGAAAACGAUCCGUCGAUGUUUGAACAAAUCAAAAUAGUUCUUUGCUCACCAAAGCUCGCGUUGCGUUUGUUGAAUUGUUGCUACCUAUGUUUUACAUGUUACUUUGGUUAUUUCGGUAUGAGCAUGAUUUCGAUUUACAUCCCUGGCGUGAAUCGCUACAUAGGUUACAUAAUUGUCCAAGGUGUAGAAAUUUUUGGAGCAAUGUUAUCAGGAGUUUUCAUCAGUAGAUUUGGACGAAAGAAACUUUUAUUCUAUUCACUAACAUUGUCUGGGAUAUCAAUUAUAACUGCUCCAUGGAUACCAAAAAAUCAAUCAAUCAUCGCGCUGAUGUUGUCGGUGAUUGGCAAGUCGACAAUAACAGUUUCAAAUUAUGUCUAUUACGCAUUUGUCUCUGAACUUUGGCCCACUUCUUUGAGAGGAAGCAUCAUGAAUGCAUGUUCGACCAUUGGAAAAAUUGGGGCUGUGCUGGCACCAUUAACUGCACUUUUGAUUGAUAGAGCCCCAUAUGCACCAUUCAUUUUAAUGGGCGGCGCUGCUAUCCUGGCUGCAAUUUUGAUUCAAUUUUUUCCAGAAACAUACGCCAAAAAAUUACCAGACACCGUCGAAGAGUUUGCUUCUUUUUUCCGUGUAUGUUUUUCGAGUUUUUGUGAUCAAAUUUCAUUAAAUCAAUUUAAAAUGGGAAUCGAUAUCGGAGCCGAUGACCAUUUGGAGAGAGUUUUUCUGGAACUUGGAGACAUUGGUUUGUUUCAAAUACUUACUCUUCUUCUUAUAUGCAUUCCGUACAUGGUGUCCGCAUCGCAUAUGGUCAAUUACAUAUUCGCAUCAAACUCGCUUGAGUAUAGGUGUAAGGUGCAUGGGUGUGAUUUGAAUGCAAACAAUCGUGAGAUAAGCUAUGAUCAACCGUGGCUUAAAUACGCCAUUCCACAAACAAGCAAUGGCUAUGAAAAGUGUUUUCGUUAUGCACCAAUUUUGUCAACAGAAAAUUUAUGUGAUGCCAAUAAUUUCAACACAACAAAACAGAUUGGAUGCACGGAAUUUGUUUAUACAACAGACGAAAUAAAUGUCCAAACAGAGUUUAAUAUCCAUUGCGAUGAUAGUUAUAAACUCGCAUUGAUCGGAUCUGUAAACAGUGUUGGCAGGCUUGUGUUUUUACCCAUCACCGGAUUUCUAUCAGACAAAUUUGGACGACUACGAGUAGCCGUGUUUAGCGUAUUUUGUUGCAGUACAUUUGGUUUGAUCAAGUCAUUUUCGGUGAACUAUCCAAUGUACAUUGUGCUGGAAUUUCUUGAAGCAUCAGCGGGCGCCUGUAUUUUCAAUGGACUUUAUAUACUUGUCAUUGAAACGCUCAGUCUAAGACAACGUGCUCUUGGCUCUUCGAUGUUAAACGUAUCGUUUUCGUUAGGUGAAAUAUUGUUGGGCCUACUGGCAAUGUACAUUCAUAAUUUCCGUUAUUUGCUUCGUGCUCUUUAUACUCCCGGAUUAUUUGUGAUUCUAUACUUUUGGCUGGUUCCGGAAAGUAUUAGAUGGCUCUUAAUAAGUGGUCGCGUUGAUCGUGCCCUACAAAUUCUUAAUAGAAUCGCCAAAGUAAAUCAAAGGACGUUGAACGAAAAUUCACUCGAAGCACUACGGUUGGAAUAUAUAACCAAAAGCAAUAUCAGAAAGAAAUUAAAUGCAGACUCAAAUGAAAACAAUUUAUCAAUGUUUCAACAAAUUAAACUGAUUUUAAGCAGUCGUAAACUGGGAUUACGUUUUUUGAAUUGUGGCUUUCUGUGGAUUAUAUGUUUUUUCUGUUACUUCGGCUUGAGUUUGAUUUCAACACACAUUCCUGGAACGAAUCGGUACGUAGGCUAUAUUAUUGUGCAGGCGGUUGAAAUCCCUGGCGCAUUAUUGCCAGCCAUUUUCCUAAACAAAUUUGGACGGAAAAAGCUACUAUUUUGUUCAUUUGCUUUAUCUGGAUUAUCUGUACUAAUAUCACCAAUUAUUCCGAAGGAGCAAUCAGUCAUGGUUUUGACACUGUUCAUGAUUGGAAAAUCGUCUAUAACAUUUGCAUUAAAUGUGGUGUACAUCUUUACAGCUGAGCUCUGGCCAACGAAUCUGCGCACAAUUAUCAUGAACUCGUGUUCUAUGGUCGGAAAGGUGGGAGCCGUGGCCGCACCUCUAACAACACUUCUGAUUGUCAAUGCUCCAAUCGUACCAUUCAUUCUGUUUGGAGUCUCUGCUGGAUGUGCUGCAUUUUUAGUGUUACUGUGCCCAGAAACAUUUUCAAAAAAACUGCCCGACACGAUAGAAGAAGCCAAAGAUCUCUAAUUUUAUGCAAUUUUGUUUGUUCUUAAGAAUUUUUUGUGACAACUUUAGGUAACAGAAAUACAAUUAUUUUUCAAUGCAUUUAACUUAAUAUUUAUUUUCAUCGCGCUUGAAUAUGUGCUAAAUUCAAGGAGAUUUUAAUCAAUAUUUGUAUGGCCUGUUUAAAAUUUCUUCGUAAAAUAUUUCAAAUUCACAGGCAAAAAAACGCAUUGAGAUUGAGAUGGCAACAUUUUAUUUUGUCUUAAGUCUAGACUUUUGUAAAAGCGAAAACUCAAUUAUAGUAAUCAUAAAGGCUUUCAUUCAUCAAAUAAUGACUGCUUAUGUUUUUACGAUUAUAAUCAUAAUUGAAUUGUAAACAACAAUCAUAUGUUAUUCGAAUGUUUUAUCUGAUUCAUAUAAUUUUGACAAUUUACGAUUUGAUAAAAGUUAUUUGGUUUGUAAUUGUUAUCUGACACAAUUAAUCCCAUUUCCAAAAUAAAAAAAACCAUAAGGUCUGAUGUUAUCACAA
This is a messenger RNA of Contarinia nasturtii (swede midge), 4002 nucleotides long. RefSeq lists its product as uncharacterized. Gene Ontology annotation, biological process: transmembrane transport. Gene Ontology annotation, cellular component: membrane. The record is from RefSeq and is a predicted model, not a curated record. Lineage: Eukaryota; Metazoa; Arthropoda; Insecta; Diptera; Cecidomyiidae. Gene Ontology annotation, molecular function: transmembrane transporter activity. The coding region runs from base 183 to 3497 and encodes 1104 amino acids. The transcript is spliced from 17 exons.